GAGACCUGAGAUGGUCGUUCGUGUUUGGUGUGUGUCGGUAGCACAUGGGGGCACGGCAGGUGAAGUUGCUGAGAAGUUCGGCUCGGGACUGCGGAGGCCAUUAGGGUCUUUGCCCGAAGUGGCCUGGAGUGGGAUCGUAGCCUGGUGGAUCUGCGAGGGGUGCGGGUCUCGCUUUGUCUCUAAUGUCCUGCUGCCCUGGCAGCGGGAAUUCCCGCAAGGCGCGCGGCGUCCGGGCCUGGUCCAGGGGCGGGGCGGGGCGCGGCGCAGAAUGAAGCAGCCCGGCCCCCUAAGUUCCAGUCUGAGCUGCGGCGGCCCGCACAGUCAGAGCGGCGCUGGGCGGCGAGUUUGUCAACAAUCGCCUUGCCUUCGGCUGCCUGACCCGUAGGCGCCGCCCCCGCCGCCUCUGCCCAUUGGUUACGAUGAGGAGCGACCGCGCGCGGGCCAAUGGGGAGCACUAGCAGCCGGCGCCAGGGGCGCAAGGCUGGCGGUGUCCGCGCGGCGGCGGGAGCAGCGCGCGAGGGGCGGAGCGGGAGGAGGCGGAGGAUGAUCCCGGCGGCGGCCGGUGCAGCGCGGGCCAGAGGCGCGGCGCGCGAAACCUUGGGCUCCCCGGCGGAGCGGAGCGGAGGGCGGACGGGCAGGCGCGGGGCUCUGGAGCCCAGGACCCGGCUUUGUUUCCCUUGCCUCCUCGGUGGCGACGUGCAGGGAUCGUCCGAUCGGCGCAACACGCCGCGCUCGGAAGGGAAGGGGCGGACAAAAAAAGACCAAAUGGCCAAGCAACCUUCUGAUGUAAGUUCUGAGUGUGACAGAGAAGGUGGACAAUUGCAGCCUGCUGAGAGGCCUCCCCAGCUCAGGCCUGGGGCCCCUACCUCCCUACAGACAGAACCGCAAGGUAAUCCCGACGGCGAAGGGGACCGCUGCCCCCACGGCAGCCCUCAGGACCGCUGCCCCCACGGCAGCCCUCAGGGCCCGCUGGCCCCACCGGCCAGCCCUGGCCCUUUUGCUACCAGGUCCCCACUUUUCAUCUUUGUGAGAAGAUCUUCUCUGCUGUCCCGGUCCUCCAGUGGGUAUUUCUCUUUUGACACAGACAGGAGCCCGGCACCCAUGAGUUGUGACAAGUCAACACAAACCCCAAGUCCUCCUUGCCAGGCCUUCAACCAUUAUCUCAGUGCAAUGGCUUCCAUAAGGCAGUCUCAGGAGGAACCUGAAGAUAUGCGCCCAGAGAUACGGAUUGCACAGGAGCUGCGGCGGAUCGGAGACGAGUUCAACGAAACUUACACAAGGAGGGUGUUUGUAAAUGAUUACCAAGGGGCUGAAGACCACCCUCAGAUGGUUAUCUUACAACUGUUACGCUUCAUCUUCCGUCUGGUAUGGAGAAGGCAUUGACAGGAUCUUCAUGCAGCCAGGAUACAUGGCGGACAUUGGUCUUGUUCAGACUGGGAGAACCCCAGCAUUUCCAUCUCUUGGUGCUGCGACAGUACAUCCAGUGGUUCUAUCCCAGAGAGGUGUGCUGAGCGUGGACAGCGCUCUGCACUGUGUUGAUGUGGAUGGAACCUCUGUUCAUCACCACAUGGCUGAAUUUUCAGUAAAUAUUUGUUGUGAAUGUAAACAAGGGAGGGUUUUUCUCUUUUUAAUGUACAGAUCCUAGGACAGAGAAAUUAUGCAAGAGAGGUGUUUACAUGUGGCGUGUUAAUUUUUUUAAACCCACUUUCUUUGAUAACUGUUUUUUUUGUUGUUGUUUUGUUUCAGAAAGGAACGCUUUUUAGCCAAUUUAUGGAUGAUUUUUAUACUCAAAUUUCUUAACCCAUUACCUACUCAGGGGAUUACGUCACCCUGCAGUGGGAACUGAGCCAGCUGAUUUAUAAGGCUGCCUUAGUUUAUUUUUAGAGAUUACUGUACAGAAGUUUUUAAACAGGAAGGGUAUGGUGUUGCCCUCUCUCCUCUGCCAUGGCCUCUUCGAGUUCCCUUUUGAAUUAUUACUACCAAAACAGUUCUUAUGAAAUGGAAUGAGUUCAAGCAGCAGAGGCUCUGUUCUGGUACGCCACUUCCAUUUUGUAAAUAUUUACCUCCUUAGCUCAGUUGCUCCUGUGGCAGAAAUUCACACUCUUGUGCUUCCCCCUCAGCUCGUCAGACCCCUCAGUCUGUUUCCACACUGACGGCACAGGUUCAGCCCAGGGUAUUUUCAGAUGUAUCUGUGUCGGCAAGGGCUAGGGGCUGCCCGGAUUGUUCCCAGCUCCGUCAAUCAAGCUGACUCAUGGGAAGGGCUCUUGUGUGCUUCACUUUGCUGUGGUGGGUUUGUUUGUCUCUUUUAUUUGGAGAGAACACGGGCUUACACACCACUUGCUGAAGCUGUUAGCUCUUCUGGUUGCUGGCUUUGCUGCCGCCAUAGGCUCUGCUUUGCUGUGUGUACCAGCUGAGCUGGAGCCCACACUUCCUUGGGGAUUGGCCAGCUCAUUUUCAGGAGCAGGGAGCUCAGGUGAUCCUUUUCCGUGCUUCUCGGUGUGUAGCCCUGCUCACCCCACCUGGCCUGUGAUUCCUGGAUUUUCAUCUCCAUUCCCUUAAGUUAGGGGCUGCCUCUACUUCAUAGGAAACCUCCAUCAUAACCAAGAAAAGCCUUUGUCUUCCACAAGAUGUCUGCCUGCUUUGCUCUCUCCAUGUUCCUAAUACUUGGAUCUUGUUGGGCCACUUGUGUCUGGGGUGGGGGAUGGGGUGCUCUUUCUCGGUCCCUGCCCCUGAGGACCACGUGUACCAGCAGCCCAUACAUUGGUCAGUUGUUUCAAGAGAGCAGGCAGGACUGGAAGUGUCUAGCCUGGUGAAGGAGCCCUUUCUAACCUGUGUAGAGGCUCUGUGUACCAUCCCCAGCAACUCCCAAAACAAAACAGCACACCUGUAAGGCAGACAGCCAGGGGAGAUACAAAAAAGGACCAAGAAGAAAGAACCUGGGAGGGGUUGGGUGGGGGGAGUGGCGAGCCCUCUAACUUGUGAGAACUUCAGAUGUCAGACAGCUUGCUUAGGGAGCUGUAUGAGUUUCCGAGCAAGUCAGCCGUGCCAACGACUAUUUGCUUUUGGCCUGUAGAAAGCCAGUGGUUUUUCUUACAUUAUGAAGUAGAGAAAUCCAUUCGUUCCUACUUUCCUCUGUGUGUGUGUGCGUGUGCGUGUGCGUGUGCGCGUGUGUGUGUGUGUGUGUGUGUGUGUGUGUGUGUGUGUGUAUUGCCUAUAUGCUUCCUUCUAGAUUGAGAUCAUCUGAUUCUAAAUCUUUGUAAAUGUUUUCCCAGCUUCCUUAGAUGUGUAAUGGUUUGAAAGCUGUUUUGGCGUUCACUUCUUUUCCUGAUGUAUUGAGCCUGCUCAUGGGUUCCCAUGAGGCCUAUGGUUGUAAGUUGGUGUUAAAAGUACAACCAUGGCUCUGCCACACACACACACACACACACACACACCAAAGACAUAGUUGGUCCUGGGCCAUUCCCCCUCCAGGACCUCCAUUCUCAUGUGCCAGUCUCCCCGACUGGAGCACUUUACUGUCUCAGCCCCUGUGACUCUGUGGUACUGCCUGGACAGGUGCAGAAGCUCCCAGAGCCAGGUGCCAGUGGCAUGUGUGGCCCCUAAAGCAUGCUUACCUCCAGCCUGGGGCUGGCCACAGAAGCAGCUCAUAGGGAAAUAAGAUUCUAUGAAUUGUAGAAGUAUUCAAGAACAGGAUGCGGCACCCAGAACUUAAACAUGACUGGAUGUCCCUGUACUGUAUCUAUUUCUUAAAGUGCAAACGUCCCUGCUUACUGUGUGUAGGCCUUUGUACUUAAAUAUAUUUUCUCUCUUUUUUUGGUAGAAUUGAAUCUAGAUCUCCCUCCCCCUGUGUGUGUCUGUGUGUGUGUGUGUAGAGUGUGACUGUGUGUAUGUAACAGAAACUAGAUCUUCCUCCCCCUCAUGUGUGUGUGUGUGUGUGUGUAAACAUAAUGCGGGUUUUGUGCCUUGACAGCCUCCCCAUGUGAGGUUUGUAAAUAGUGUCCUGUGACUUCACCUCAAGUUGGAAUAAACAUACAAAAU
This is a messenger RNA of Mastomys coucha (southern multimammate mouse), 4035 nucleotides long. RefSeq names its product BCL2 like 11 (gene Bcl2l11). The coding region runs from base 445 to 1383 and encodes 312 amino acids. Lineage: Eukaryota; Metazoa; Chordata; Mammalia; Rodentia; Muridae. The record is from RefSeq and is a predicted model, not a curated record. The transcript has 4 exons. Gene Ontology annotation, biological process: meiosis I.